AUGUUAACAACAGAUUCCAUUGACUAUCAUAGUUAUCUACCUCCUUAUCGGUCAUUAUUGAAUCCUACUGCAAGAUAUGAUUAUCAAACUCAUUCAUUGAUCCCGUUAUCUCAAAAUGAUUUGAAACUGUUAAGGAAGAUUUAUCAAAAGAAAAAGGAACCUCAACCUUUUAAAAUGAAAUAUAAAUCACUUUUAAGUGAUGUUUCUCGUUCUAUCAGUUUAAGAAUCAGUAACUCAAAUUUAUUGGGUUCUUCAAAUAACCAAUCAACACCACCAGGUUCAUCAAGUUCUACUACCACCACUACUACUUUGCUCCACCAACAAGAACAACCUAAUUCACCGUCGAGUAUUAGUGUGAAUGGAGGUUCCACUGCAAACAAUAACACUUGCUUAAACUGGUUAAACACUUAUCAGCAACCAUUAUUCCCAACAGAAUUAAACAUCAAAAAUCUCCCUAUUGAAAUUCUUGAUUAUAUUUUCUAUUUGGUUGAUGAUAAGUUGGAUUAUAAAAGUUGUAUGUUUACUUGUAAAUUGUUUUACUUCUUGAGUAAACCUUAUUAUUAUGAAGAAUUGCUGUUUGUUUCAACUUAUAGAUUUGCUCAAUUCAUUUCGUAUUUGAGAUUAAAUUCAGACGUUGGUCAAUAUGUCAGAUCAAUCGACUUGUCUGGAAUCAAACCAAGUUAUGAUGAAGAUGAAGAAGAGCAGCAACAACAACAACAGCAACAGCAACAAAAUAUCCAUAACAACCAAAUUGAUCAACGUCCACGACCACGUCCUGGUGCUGUUAUGGAUCAAUUGGAUCAUGAUGAAAUCAAUCCAGAUAAUAAUUCGGAAAAAAUUGAUCUGUUUCCAAGUGGUAAAAUUUAUGCUGGUUGGAGAGAUUGGAAGUUUAAGAAUAACCCUUUGUAUACCGUUCAUGCUGCUCCUACUACGUCAUUAACUAAAGUAGCUUCAAAUUCGCAAUACCUGAUUAACUCCACAAAGUCGUCUAAUUCUACCAAAUCUUCCUCAUCAUCAUCUAAAAAGUUCACCAAACCAUUCAAGUACUUUAAAUCAAGAAAGAGAAGUAGAUCAUACAGUGGAAGUCCAUCAUCAAGCACAUCAAGAAAGGCCCCAAAAUUGCAAUUUCUUCAAUUGGAUUCUCAAACUUCAAUUAAUAAUUGGACAAGAAAUUAUGCUCCUCAUCCAAUGAUUAAUAAAUUUUUGAUCAAUUAUUCUACUACUAAGGAUUUACCUAUUGGUUAUAUUUUACAUUUGAUUAAUUUAUGUCCAAAUUUAGUUAGUUUGAAUUUGGGUAAUUUGUCCCUUUCCACUGAUUAUGAAAUAUCAAGAUCCACAGUUUACAAGUAUCAAAAUUUUGAUUUGAUGAACAACUAUCCAAAGGAUUUGAUCCAUAAAGUUGAUAAAAUCAUGAGAGUUACCGAGAAUGAUGAUGUUUAUUCCAUCAAUGGUGGUCAAUCGAGUAUUUUAAGAUUUGAAAGUAACAACAAUUAUUUGGAUAAUUUAUAUAAAUCCAACCAUUCAACCACCUCGGCAGCCUCUUCCGUUUAUUCAAUUACCACAUUUUCUAAACCAAUCAGAAAAUACAACAGUUUAUUGCCCCCAUUACCGCCAACCGUGGCUGAUAUCUCCUACUUAAACAAAGGAGAUGGUAAAGUAUACCUUUCUGAUUUGAAUCUAAAAUCCAUCAAUAAUGCAUAUUUGAAACGUGUUCAUGAAGAAGAAAUUCUAACUUCCAUUAUCAAAAACCAUGGUAAGAGAGUUAUUAGUUUUGAUUCAUUCAACAUGCCUGCUGUUAUCAAUGCCGAAGUUUCAGGAAAUUUGAAUUACAUCAAUUUAUCAUCGAUGAUUUGGUUGAAUCGUAAUAUGAUUGAAACCUUCUUGUCCAAAUUAUUAACUAGAAGAAGAUCAGAAUUAAAAGUAUACGGGAUAUAUGAUAAUUGUACUGACUUUUCUGUUGAUUUGGAUGAUGAAUAUGAUGAAUCUGAAUCUGAAGAUGAUGAGCAUGAUGAACUGGGAAGAUCAUCGGUUUAUAAACAAAACCUUAUCAUUGAUUUUACAGAUUCAGGGAUGUAUAAGAAUUUGCAAUGGGCCAAAAGAAUUGACCUCAAUACCCAUGAAGGAUGUCAAUUAGCUAAUAAAAUCAUCAAGAAUGAUUUACUUUCUCCUCAUGAAGAACAAAUGAGAAGAGAUCGUUUAAGAAGAGGAAGAUUAGCUGAAAAUUAUUUAUCGUAG
This is a messenger RNA of Candida tropicalis MYA-3404, 2235 nucleotides long. RefSeq lists its product as uncharacterized. Gene Ontology annotation, molecular function: protein binding. The record is from RefSeq and is a predicted model, not a curated record. NCBI's taxonomy places the organism in Eukaryota, Fungi, Ascomycota, Pichiomycetes, Serinales, Debaryomycetaceae. The coding region runs from base 1 to 2235 and encodes 744 amino acids. The transcript has a single exon.